This is a messenger RNA of Pomacea canaliculata, 5828 nucleotides long. RefSeq lists its product as uncharacterized. The transcript has 17 exons. Gene Ontology annotation, biological process: signal transduction. The coding region runs from base 667 to 1671 and encodes 334 amino acids. The record is from RefSeq and is a predicted model, not a curated record. Lineage: Eukaryota; Metazoa; Mollusca; Gastropoda; Architaenioglossa; Ampullariidae. Gene Ontology annotation, cellular component: cytoplasm.
UCAGCCGUUUCGAGGACAGUCUUCGCGUAUUAGAUUUCUGGUGCUUAGUGUUUACAGAUGAGGUUCUGAUCGGCUUAUUUUAAUAGUAAACGUUAAUCAGGGCCUAAUAUCAAUAAAACUGCACCUCAGAUGUGUUUGGACAUGCCUCUUUUCACGAUAUUUGGAGGUUUCUAUAAAUGUAGCAAAGCGAAAUAAGAUAACUGUGAUCGGAAGCUAUUGCUGUCCUCCACGAAUGUUUUGCUGACGUACAGUUGGCAAAGAAUUUAGUAGAUAAAUGCUUCCACCAUUAAAUGAUAUUUCUACAGCGUUUUGACCGGGCUGGUGUGCCAUACAGUGUGUUUACGAACCAAAACGAGGUCAGGCGAAGUGCGUCAAGCUGUGGGGCUCGCAUUGUUUAAAUACUGCGGCGCUCGCUAGCAACUCGGAUACCUCGGGUCGGCUGUGUUUUCAAGUGGACUCUCUCUCCUCAGCUGCUCCACACAACAGCAAAAUGUCCGUCUAUGAGCAAAGAGAAAUUUCCGCACCAAGGGUGGGGCGAUUCAAGGUUUUCAUUCAGCAUACCGUCAUCUCAAAGCUUUGUGUCCUGAUUUUCAGUCGCCCAAGGGAGACUUGAAGUCAUGCCAGUUUGUCAUCCUCACUGUCCAUGAUCUUGGUAGCAAUCAUACAAUGUGGACCAAUUUUUUAAACCACUAUGCUAUGGAAGAGAUCAUGAGGCGAGCAGCAUUUAUUCAUGUUGAUAUACCAGGCCAGGAGGACGAGGCUAGUGAUUUGCCUGCAGACUACAUAUUUCCAUCCAUGCAGACUCUUGGAGAAGAUCUGGUGUGUGUUCUAGAUCAGUUAGACGUGAAAUCGGUGAUUUGUAUUGGAGAAGGUGCAGGAGCAAAUGUUAUUGCAAGAUUUGCGAUCGCACAGCCGGAUCGUGUCAUGGGAAUUUGCCUCAUACACUGCACAGGCACCACUGCUGGUUUCAUGGAGUCUUUGAAGGACAAGCUGAUCAACUGGAAGCUGGAGCAGAUUGGAAUGAAUCCCACUGCUGAAGCAUACUUAUGUCUUCAUCGCUUUGGAUCUCAAGAAAAAAGACUAAGUUCCCAUGUCCGGACCAGACACUUGAAGCUCAAGAGAAAUAAGAGUUCAAAUUUGUUCGAGAAGGCUGAGAGCAAGGAUCAGCUGCAGAAGGUCAUUGAAAAUUUCCAGGAAUCAUUGCGAUCUAAAAUCAACCCACGCAAUCUCAAGAAAUUUGUUCAGGCUUUUAUGAAGCGAAGCAAUAUUGCUGACAACAUCGGAAAGAUAAAGUGCCCAAUCUUGAUGGUGACAGGCAGCAAAGCAUCCUGCAAUGAUGAAGUUCAUAGUUUGUUUAGCCGAGUGCGAGCAGUAUUGGACAAAAAGAAAGUAGAUUUCCUUGAGGUGGAUGGUGUUGCCAAUGUCAUUGAGGAAAAGCCUGAGAGGUUUGCUGAGAGCUUCUUGUAUUUUCUUCAAGGACUUGGAUUUGUUGGAGGAGUGCCUAUGCCACGAGUUCAGCGGUCAGCAUCAAUUGAAGGCAGUCCUGGUGUGAUGCCAGGCCGCACCCGCAGCAUGUCUAUGGAAGAGGCUGAUAUGCCUCGUGGUAUCUACUCUAUGUCACCUCCAAAGCAUGGAGGAUCAACACUGUCCUCCAGUCCUACAAAAAGCUAAGUCUGCAGUUCCUCCUUCAUACUUGUGAACAUUCUGCAAGUUCUGCCAACUGCCCAUUUUUGACUUGUCCACAGUCACCAGUACCUUGUGUAGAAAAAUUGUUCUAAAGAUUUCUCAUGCACUUCCUCUGUAAAAACACUUUAGGCAUUAUAUUGCACAAAGAACCUCUCCUUCAGUGCUUAAAUUGACAGAUUGUCAUUGUCAAGAUUCUUUAUUCUUUAUGGGUUGUGUUUGGUAUUCACUGUACCAUACAUCCGGAAGCAUUUCUUCACAGUAGUGUUGGUCUUUAAUGAACCAACUUUAAUGUAAAAGUUUGUUAGUAGGCUCUGGGUUUUGCUUUUUUUUUUUAGGUCGGGUAAACAUUAAUAAGUGCCAUUGGUCUUGGAUAGUGAGUGUUCAAAAAACAUCAAUAGGUCAAGGUGACUCAUUUUCUGAGUCUUCCUAUACCUACCUAUAUUGUUGAAGUUUUAGAAUGUGGUACAACAAAUUUAAUGCCAUUGUCUGUAUUAGAGAUUUCUAAAACAUUGUUGUGGAAGGAAAAAAAAUAUAAAGAACUCAUGCCUGUUUUAAUAAAAAAAAAUGUUAAAGCUGGACAUUGCAAGUAUUACUAAUUUCUUAACAUUACCGUAAGGAAUAUUAUGACGUGUGAAUGGAAUUAUGUUAUGUAAAUAUGUAAUUAAUGACACAUUCAUAACAUUAUAACAGUUUAAUGUGAAUUUUAUUGAUGCAACCAUAAACAGUAUUCCUUGGAAUACGGUGGCAUUUGUUAGGGUAAAUAUCAACUGAGCCCUAAGCAGUAAAAUGUGAAGUGUUUAGUUACCAUUCCUCAUCAAGGCAUGUCGGUCCAAAUGCUGUGUACAUUUAUGUCUUUUGUGUAGGAUGAAUUUUGUUCUUGAGUCAAGUUCGUGGAAACCUGAAGGCUUAAUAUUUACAUAUAGAAAAGGUCCAUUUUGUGGUGCAGACACAAUUAUUGGGUUAAUGCAGCAUUCUUGAUGUCACAUCUUUAGAGUGUUUACCAUUGUGGAAACUGAACUUACUAUUUGUCUUGAGUAUUGUUUGGACCACACAUUAUGUUAUGUGUACAGUAAGAACAAGAACGAAAAUAAUAUGCACUGUGGAAUAAGCAAUGGUAUACAAAGUAACAAAUGCAGACCUGAAUGAGUGAACAAGAAAAACAUUCUAUGCACCAUCAUCCACUGUAAGCUUGUGGAUUAUUGUUAAUUCAUUAUGAUUAUUUCUUUCCUUCAGCUGCAAUGUAGCUGAUUUUGCUGAGAUGUUCUCAACGCCUCUCAGAUGUUGUGCUUAACCUGAAGUUUUCCUAGGUAGCAAUGAAGUAAUUGUUGGUGUCUGCAGUGACAGUGAGUCCAUGCAGCAGUUAUAUGGCUUUUAUUUCAUGUUUUCUAAUGCUGUUGAUUAUUUGACCAUGUAUUUUUGCUAUGUUGAAUAGUCAUAAACAUAUCUGUAUGUCUUUCUUCAGGCAUACAGAAUUAGAAAACCUGCUUUUUUUCUGACAGGCAGCUUAAUAUGCACUCCUUGGUGUAACCACAGAUGAAGUUUUUAGAAGAUUGCAUUAGCAAAAUCAGAGAAUUAUUUGGUCCUGUUCAUAGGCAUGUACAGGAGUAUUCUGGUCAUUGUUCUUUUCUUGAAGUCAGAAGUGUAUUUUUCAUUUUUAUAGUUCCCCUAAAAACAAAAAGAGUAUUGAGUUCAUUACAGCUUCUCCAUUCAGUAAUAUGUGGUUUGACAUUAUCUUCUUGAACUGUUAAGAAAAGUUGUUUUGGGGAAACACUUUGCUCCCUACUAGAAGCAGUGACAUGGCAAAAUUACCAGCUAAAGAAUAUGGUGUGAUUCUCUUUCCUGUAUAUUCAGUGUCAUUAUUUCUAUGCAGUGUUUUCAGGAGUACAUGUUAGAUGCACCAGUAGAAUGGAAAACUAAAACCUCUUGAUAACAUUUGCUGGCAUUCACACAGUUUUAACGUAACUAGAAAGUCAUGCUGGUGAUGCUGAAAGUAUACUGUUUCAAACAGUUGCCCUUGCUCAUUGAUUCAGGUUUUUUUCCCCCAAAAGAUCUUAUUUAUCAGCAAUUGCCACAUGGGUGGAUGGCGGAUAUUUAUGGGAAGAAAUUUCCACUGUUUUGCAGCACAAUAAAACUCCGGGAAAGCCUGCUGCUAAUCCAGCAACUAAGUUUGCCUGAUGGAGUAGGGGAGGUAAUAACAGGUCAAUGUGAACUUGACGUGACCACAAGGCAAGGAAACAAUUACUGUUGUCAUAAAACUGUUUGCAGAGCUCAUUUGCAGUAUUGAUAAUGUCUCAUUUACCUGAUUAUUGCUAGACCUGUUUGCAUGCAGCUGUUCAUGUUGGAGGAGGCAAAGUCUGCUUUCUACUACCUGGAGUCCUGAGACACUGCAGUUGGAGUAUGAACACAGACUGAAUGGCUCUUUUUACAUGCAUAUGCAUAGCUGCCUAGUUCAGCGAUCAGCUAGCUUUCAUUGGGUUUUGCCUUUGGCAGAGUAGAAGGAUAGCUUUUAUACACACAUGAUCAUAUGAUCAACAUUUAAACGAUCCAGAAACAUAGAAGAAAAGUGCUUUCUGUGUCUCUUACAUUUACUGAUGACAACAGUGACAAGGUUAAUUGCUCAAGUUGGAAACAAAUUUUAUGAAUAUUUUAGAAACCCUCACUUCAUUUUUUUUAAACAUAUUUCUUUCUAGAAACCUGAUUUAAAUACUGCAUUCCACUGGCUUCGGUGUUGCUCUCUGAUUCUCACAAGAGAAUAACACGCUUCUUGUCUGCAAUUCUGAGAGCCACAACUGUAAUGAAGGCAUGCUACAUAACAUACCAUCUGUGAAUAGUUCAUGCAGUAAGACUCUGUUAUCCAGUCUGACAGAAAGCAGCUUACUUAUGCUGAUAGUUGAUGUGGAAUUUGCUGUAUCAUGCCGUUUGAGAAUACAGUAUUAAAGAUGGUCAGGAUUAGGACCUGGCCUUUAUUUAUUUUUAAUGACAUUUCAAUAAGUAGCUGUAUUCUGGUGGUAUCUUGUCAUUUUCAUUAUUUUUAAGGCAAAGUUGGGGGCUACUUAGACAAAAGAUGCCAUAGUCAUUUUUAAAAACAGUAAAUUUUAUUUAUUCCUGAUUGAUUUUAGUCAUAAAAGAGAAAAAUUUCUGUUGUCAAACUGCUUUCAAGUUGCAAUACAAACUUUACAUUUUGUGAGGAUUCUUUGUGUCUGUUGAAGACAAAGCAACAGUUUAACAAGCAUUUUACAUGCUGUUUGCAUAUUGUUGUACGAUAUUUAUUUUAUGUUUAUUAUUCAAGAACAGUAUUCAUGCUGAUUGUCUAGAUGCAGUUUGUUAGAUCUGGGAAAGUACAAGUAUGUGCCUACAAGUGUAACUUUAGGUGCUUUCUUCAGUAUUUCUGUACCAUGAGCGGGCUUAUCUGAAGCAGCUUCAAACCUGCCCAUGCACUUUCUGUCAGUAACAUCAAGUUUGUUUCGUAUGUGUUUAUUUUGGUAUUGUAUGAAUGUUUUACAGGUUUAGGUUGUCAGACUCAAUAACAUGUUUGUUGAAAUGUUGUGGUGUCAGCAUUUAUUUUAAAUGUCAUCCUUCAUAUUCUGUUAUUUACCAUUUUCAUUUAAAAAGACAUGCAGUCUACUUUGGCUGGUUUCAGGCAGGCAUGAUCACUUGUUCUUUAGUUUCCAUGUUAACACUUCAACAGAGUUAGGGGUGUUUAGUCUAAAAUAUAAUACUGAAGAGCUCUGACAAAAUCAGAAACACUGAAGCAAGCAUCUGAGGCAAUAGUCUGUUAUUAAAAAGGAUCUGAGAAUGGCUGUAUAUGAUAAUCAUUGCAUCUGUGUAUUAAUUGAACUCACAAACUGUAUCUUUGGAAAGGCCAGAGGCAGUUCUUUGAAUUGCACAGUGGUGAUCUGUGGAAAAGUGCUUUGCAUACUAACAACACUUAAUUUUGGUUUAUUGGUGUACAUGUAUAUACAUCUUGUUUCCACCACGCAGAAAUCAUGCCCUAAUGUACAUGUUUUAUGCGAAAAGCUUUCUGUAGCCAUGAUGCAUUUACCCAUUUGUAUUCAGAAAUCUUUAAGAUAUUUAAUCUGGAUAAAAUCCCACUAUAGUUUUCCUUUAAAGGAAGUUAUCCAAAAUAAAAAUUUAGAGCUAUG